Molecule: messenger RNA, 2340 nt
Organism: Dunckerocampus dactyliophorus (ringed pipefish)
Lineage: Eukaryota; Metazoa; Chordata; Actinopteri; Syngnathiformes; Syngnathidae
Gene: rassf4a
Product: Ras association domain family member 4a
Exons: 11
Coding region: 107-1030 (307 amino acids)
Biological process (GO): signal transduction
Source: RefSeq, a predicted model, not a curated record
CUCUCAUAGCACACCGCCAAGGGGGGCAAAAAGAAGAGGACUGGUCAAAGAUAAGCAGGAUACUCCACACGGAAGAUCUUUACUGCUAUGCUGAAGUCCUGACGGAAUGGGUGAGCAUCAAACCUACGUGAAGCUGAGUGCUGACAAACUGAUACCUAAGUCGGACAUCCUGUCGCUGCUUCGGACCUACAACUGCUACCAUGAAGGGAAGAACUUCCAGCUGAGGACUCGUGAGGAGGAGGGGGAGCUCAUCCUGGAGGGUUUACUGAACAUCCACUGGGGUCUGCAUCGGCCAAUCAGACUUCAAAUGUACGAUGACAACGAAAGGCUGCGUGCCAAACGGAACAGCAAGUGUAUAAUUGCAAAGCAGCACUCAUCAGAGGCAAACAAUAAUUCACUGGGCAGAGAAAGUGUACCUGCUGGUGGGGAUUUGGAGGGACACGAGGAAGAGGAGUCUCCUCAGCUGCUGAGGACCAGAAGUGAUGCGUCUUUCAUGCAAGUCCAAAGGAGGUCAAGGACAAACACCGCUAGAGACCUGCAACGUUUACGCACACACAGGUUUUCCAUCAACGGGCACUUCUACAACCACAAGACAUCUGUGUUCACUCCGGCCUUUGGCUCUGUCACCAACGUGCGAGUAAACAGCGCCAUGACGACGGUACAAGUACUGAACAUGCUGCUACAAAAGUUUAGGGUGGAAAAUAAAUCAGAGGAGUUUGUUCUAUAUAUGGUUCACGAGUCUGGCGAGAGGAACCACUUGAGAGAUGGGGAAUACCCGCUGGUGACUCGUGUGCUUCACGGGCCUUGUGAGAAGAUCUCUAAGCUCUUCAUCAUGGAGGCCGACCUAGGAGAGGAGGUCACCUACGAUGUUGCCCAGUACAUCAAAUUUGAGAUUCCAGUUUUGGACAGCUUUGUGGAGAAGCUAAAAGAGGAAGAAGAACGUGAGAUAAACAAACUGACUAAAAAGUACAUCACACUGAGGUCCAUGAUUCUACAUCAACUAGAGGACAGAACCUGUGAUCCAGUUUGAGUGCGUCCUCUGUUAUUAUAGUCGCAUUUUGUAUGACACUUAAUGAUUUUCUGUAAAUUUAUGCUGUUUGUCAUGUUUUCUCUGACUUUUUAAUGCAAUACAUUAAAGUUGCCUUAAAGUUGCUGCAUUUCUGCUCAAAAUAAAUGUAAUUUGAAAAAAAUGUUAAAGAAAAUGUCUUGUUCUGCCACAGUAACCAGGGAGCAUGUUAGCAUUGUUCUUCUGAGUGACCUUUUCUGCCGACCGGUUCCCAUGAGCUGUGGGUGUGGGUGUGUGUGAGAGCUCAUCAGCGUUACACAAUGGGGUAUCCUGAGAAAGGAGGGCUGUUCCUUUUUUCCCACACUUUCACAAACAGCAAAGACUUGUUGACUGUUGUCAUUUUUGCAGGACCAACCUUGACCUUCAGUCAGGCGACCAUUAUUAUUAUUAUUAGUUGAUUAAUGCAAGUACUUGCUUGACUGUGUGAGAUCUUGACCUGCAUCCUUUUCCCCUUGGAUGUGACUGCUGCAAGGGGGAAAAAAAAGUACAAAUUCAGCACACCAUGCAAAAACAGAGCAGGGAUAGAAAGAAAAUGCAAUAGAAUAUACUGUAUCGUAUUGAAUUGACAUGCUAGGUCUGGAAUCAAAAGACUCGCAGGUUUAAUGUGGGUGUAAGUACAUAGAAAUAAAAAGUUUCCAAGUCAAGCUUAAGCGUUGUUCACCAAAUUUAGCUCCUCUUUUUCACUUUAAUAAACAAUCUAUCCACUCACGUAUAACAACGUACCAUUCCACUAUACUGUAUGCCCCCAUAUGCUUUCUGAAAUCAUCAGCUCCAAACUGAAUUUAUACUCUAGUAUUUUACAAGGACUUUAAUAGUUUGUGUUGUGUUACAUAACACUGAGGCAAAACCCUUACUCUAAACACACACAAUCACAUGGUUUCUUUCAUAUCCAAACAUUGAGAUGACGUGUGGGCUCUAAAGUGUUGAAUUUGGAAGAAAGUAAUCUCUAUGCCGCCAUCUCCUGGCCAAAAGCCACCACGCUCACGCUGUUCAAAUGAAAAUACACUGAAGCUUUCUUCUAACUCGGAUUUUGAAGGGCUUAGAUUUAUUUCAGAUGGCCAAUUAUUAUGAUUAGUUUCAUUUUUAAAUCAAAUAAAAUUAACUAGGAAGGAGCCAAAACGCACAUGUUUUUAACUCUUUAAAUACAUGAGACUGAGGAUUACAUCUACAGUAAUUAUUAUUUUUAAGCAUUUCCAGUAAGUUUCUUUCAGAACCAAAAAAAAUACCUUUACGAGUAGUUUAUUUUUUAAAUCAAAUGAACCAAAAAGCACAAU